Molecule: messenger RNA, 3513 nt
Organism: Striga asiatica
Lineage: Eukaryota; Viridiplantae; Streptophyta; Magnoliopsida; Lamiales; Orobanchaceae
Source: the annotation of a GenBank genome assembly
AUGAACCAACUAUACAAGAGGCGAGAGCCGAUUACCUUACCACAAAAGGCAAGGGGGUGGCGCCACGACCGCGUCGAGAUCAUAGCCAAUGAUCAAGGUAAUCGCACGACGCCGUCAUAUGUCGCUUUCGCCGACGGGGAGCGUUUCAUAGGCGAAGCCGCCAUUAACCAGGCCGGCAUGAAUCCCACAAAUACAGUCUUUGGUGAGCAGCUUUUUUCCCCAAUUUUUCUUUUGUUUUAUUUUUCCCCACUUUGUCAGUUUGUUAUGGCUGCCAUUGCCGACUCCUAUCUGGGCCCCACCCAUGUCCGGGAUGCCGUCAUCACCAUCCCGGCCUACUUUAGCAACUCUCAAAGACAGGCCACCAAGGAUGCCGGUGCCAUUGCCCGCCUCAAUGUCAUCCGCAUCAUCAAUGAGCCCACUGCUGCCGCCAUUGCCUAUGGCCUCAACUACAAAGGAGAGAAGAAGAAUGUGUUGGUCUUCGACUUAGGUGGUGGCACCUGUGACGUCUCUAUCCUGACGAUCGACAAGGGUACGUUCGAGGUGAGGGCCACUGCUGGCGACACCCACCUUGGCGGGGAGGAUUUCGACAACCGCAUUGUUGCUCACUUUGCCAAAGAGUUCAAGCGCAAGUACAACAAGGACCUUUCCGAAAACCCACGGGCCCUACGGAGGCUGAGGACAGCUUGCGAGAGGGCGAAGAGGGUUCUCUCGACCAAUACUAAGACCAACGUGGACGUUGAGUGUCUGCACGAGGGAAUUGACUUCCACUCUAGCAUUACCCGCGCUAAAUUCGAGGAUCUCAACAUGGACCUGUUCGAAAAAUGCGUCGACCCUGUAGAGAGCUGCCUGAGAGAUGCUGGGGUGGAGAAGGCUGCCAUCCAUGAUAUCGUUCUGGUUGGAGGCUCGAGCAGGAUUCCCAAGGUUCAGAAGAUGCUGCAGUUUAUUUUCGAGGGAAAGGAGCUGUGCAGGAGCAUUAACCCGGAUGAGGCUGUUGCGUACGGUGCCGCCGUGCAGGCAGCCGUCCUACGUGGCAUAGGGGACGACAAGGUGCGGGACCUCGUCCUCCUCGAUGUGACCCCUCUCUCCCUAGGAGUGGAAAUUGUCGGGGAGGUCAUGUGUGUUGUGGUCCCGCGUAACACGAUUAUCCCCACUCAGAAGGAGCAUGUAAUCACAACGAGUGUGGAUAACCAGACAACUUUGAGUUUCCCGGUCUACGAGGGCGAGCGGGCGAGGUCAACAGACAACAACCUGCUCGGGCGGUUCAUACUGAAGGGAAUCCCACCUGCCCCGAGGCACGUGCAAAAUGUGGACGUGUGCUUCAAAAUUGACGCCAACGGCAUACUCAGUGUAUCGGCAAAAGAGAGGUCGACGGGCAGAACAAACGGGAUCACUAUAACCAAUGAAGAAGGGAGGUUGUCGAAAGAGGAGAUUGAUAGGAUAGUGUGGGAUGCCGCGAGACACAGGGGGGAGGAUGAUGACUACAGGAGGAGGGUCAAUGCUAGGAACAGCCUCGAGGAUUAUGCUUAUGAAAUGAGGAACACAGUCAGGGCUGCAGCCGGGCUGGCGGCGGCCGACAAGAAGAUGGUGGAGGAUGCGGCGGUGUCGGUUAUUCAGUGGGUGAGGGAGAUGAAUUGGAUGAAGGCCAGUGUGGAUGAGCUCAACCAUAGGAUGCGUGAGCUUAAUUCCGUCUUGGGUCGUGCAGAUGCCAAGCGGCUAAUCGGGAGACGAUACAGCGACACCUCUGUGCAGGCCGACAUAAAGCUGUGGCCGUUCAAGGUUGUCCCGGGGCCCGCCAACAAGCCCAUGAUUGUGGUCUCCCACAAGAGCGAGGAGAAGCAAUUCCCCCCUGAGGAGAUAUCAUCCAUGGUCCUCACCAAGAUGGCCGCCAUUGCCGACUCCUUUCUGGGCCCCACCCCUGUCCGGGAUGCAGUCAUCACCGUCCCAGCCUACUUUAGCGACUCUCAGAGACAGGCCACCAAGGACGCCGGUGCCAUCGCCGGCCUCAAUGUCAUCCGCAUCAUCAACGAGCCCACUGCUGCCGCCAUUGCCUAUGGCCUCGACUACAAGGGAGAGAAGAAGAAUGUGUUUGUCUUCGACUUAGGCGGUGGAACCUGCGACGUCUCCCUCCUCACGAUUAAUGACGGUACCUUCAAGGUGAGGGCAACUGCCGGAGACACCCACCUUGGCGGGGAGGAUUUCGACAACCGCAUUGUCUCUCACUUUGCUGCCGAGUUCGAGCGCAAGUACCGCAAGAACCUCUCCGAAAAUCCCCGAGCUCUACGGAGGCUGAGGACCGCCGGAGAGAGGGCAAAGAGGAUUCUCUCCACCAACACUGAGACCAGUGUGGACAUUGAAUGCCUGCACGAGGGAAUUGAUUUCCACUCUAGCAUUACCCGUGCUAAAUUCGAGGAUCUCAACAUGGACCUGUUCCAAAAGUGUGUCGAGCCAGUCGAGAGCUGCCUUAGAGAUGCCGGGCUGGAUAAGACUGCCAUCCAUGACGUCGUUUUGGUUGGUGGCUCGAGCAGGAUUCCCAAGGUUCAGAAGAUGCUGCAGUUUAUUUUCGAGGGAAAGGAGAUGUGCAGGAGCAUUAACCCGGACGAGGCUGUUGCGUUCGGGGCUGCCGUUCAGGCGGCCGUCCUAAGUGGCAUAGGAAACAACAAGGUGCGGGACCUCGUCCUCCUCGAUGUGACCCCUCUCUCCCUAGGAAUAGAAUCUCUCGGGGAUGUCAUGACCGUCGUGGUCCCGCGGAACACGACUAUCCCCACGCAUAAGCAGUAUACAUUCACCACGGUUGACGAUAACCAAACAUAUGUGGGAUUCCCGGUAUAUGAGGGCGAACGGGCGAGGUCAAAAGACAACAACCUGUUAGGGAAGUUCACAGUGCAUGGGGUCCCACCUGCCCCGCGGGCAACACCCAAACUGGACGUGUGCUUCAAAAUUGACGUCAAUGGGAUACUAAGCGUGUCGGCCAAGGAGAGGUCGACUGGCAAUAUGAACGGGAUCAGUAUAACCAACGAAGAAGGGAGGCUGUCGAAAGAGGAGAUUGAUAGGAUAGUGUGGGAUGCCGCAAGGUACAGGGCAGAGGACGAAGAGUUUAAGAGGAGGGCAAAAGCUAGGAACAACCUUGAGAAUUAUGCUUAUAAAGUGAGGAACACGGUGAGGGUUGCAGCCAGGCUGGCGGUGGCUGACAGGAGAAUGGUGGAGGAUGCUGCGGAGUCGGUUAUUCAGUGGGUGGGGGGGAAUUGGAUGCAAGCCAGUGUGGAUGAGCUCAACGAUAAGAUGAGGGAGCUUGAGCGUAUUUGCAGCCCUAUCAUUAAAGUUGAUAAGGAGUCCGUUCUUUACCUGAAACGUAAGGUGCUUGUUGCUACGACGAGAGUGAUCAAUGCUGUCACACUGCACAGCGGGUUUCCAGUAGAUUUUGACAGAAUCAAGCUUAGCUCCGACGAAUGUGGCAAAGAGCGAGCAUCAUGGGGCAAAUGUGGUGACGAAAUGUCCUUCUCUCGAGUAGCAGCU